AUGUUCAACAGGAGCCUGGUGACCACGUUCUUCCUCACGGGCCUUCCCCACCAGCCCGCCCUGGACACCCCGCUCUUUGGACUCUUCCUGGCGAUCUACAUCCUCACGGUGCUGGGGAACCUCCUCAUCCUGCUGGUGAUCAGGGCGGAGCCUCACCUGCACACCCCCAUGUACCACUUCCUCAGCAACCUGUCCUUCAUCGACAUGUGGUUCUCCACCGUCACGGUGCCCAAGGUGCUGAUGACCUUGGUGUCCCCGGGCGGCAGGGCCAUCUCCUUCUGCAGCUGCGUGGCCCAGCUCUACGCCUUCCACCUCCUGGGCAGCACCGAGUGCUUCCUCUACACGGUCAUGUCCUACGAUCGCUACCUGGCCAUCACCUCCCCACUCUAGUACGCCAGCGUGAUGAGCGCGAGGACGUGCGCCCUGCUGGCCGCCAGCACGUGGCCAAGCGGGAACGAGAUGGUCAUCUUCGUCAACAUCGGGCUGGUGGCCUCGGGCUGCUUUCUCCUGAUAGCGCUGUCCUACGCGUCCAUCGUCCGGGCCAUCCUGAGGAUCCGCACCACGGAGGGGAGAUGCCGAGCCUUCCAGACCUGCACCUCCCACUGCGUCGUGGUCCUGUGCUUCUUUGUUCCUUGUGUUUUCAUUUACCUGAGGCCGGGCUCCAGGGACGCGGUGGACGUGGUUGUGUCAGUUUUCUACACCGUGCUGACCCCGCUUCUGAAUCCCGUGGUCUACACCCUGAGGAACAAGGAGGUGAAGAGAGCUCUGUGGAAGCUGAAAAGUAGGUCAGUACUCACUUAG
Molecule: messenger RNA, 801 nt
Organism: Tupaia belangeri chinensis (Chinese tree shrew)
Lineage: Eukaryota; Metazoa; Chordata; Mammalia; Scandentia; Tupaiidae
Product: olfactory receptor 10G9-like
Exons: 1
Biological process (GO): G protein-coupled receptor signaling pathway
Cellular component (GO): membrane
Molecular function (GO): olfactory receptor activity; G protein-coupled receptor activity
Source: RefSeq, a predicted model, not a curated record